AUGUCCAAGCCGGCAAAGGGAAAUCCAAGCACCGAAGCUCCUACGCUUCCUCCUCUUUCCGUAGGGAACAAGAGCCCUCCUGUGCCGCCUACGUCUUCUCAUGUAGAUCCUACCAAGCCUCCGGCCCCGGCGCCCAGUGGCCCUCCCAAGGACUCUUCGCCGCCCAAGCCUCACAGGUCUCCAGAAGAUCAGCAUCACCACCAGACACCUCGUCAUAGGUUCCUUACACCUCACGAAUGGGGCGUCGUUGCUCACGGAAUAGGCGGCAUUCGUGAUCGGGAGCAGCACGUGCCAAUUCAUCCAACCAGCUGGGUCUGGCCACCCAGGGGCAUGCCUCGGGGUUUGUACAAGGACACUGUGACUCAGCGCACCAAGUUCUUCUAUCUACACCACGCGUCUAGUGGCAUCAGAUGGAUCUUGAUGCUGCUGCAGCUCUUCAUUGGGGCGACGCUCACGGCUCUUGGCUCCAUGUCUUUCUCGCAAGGUACUCCCAUCACGAUUCUGGGAGCUGCAAACACUGUCAUCGCUGGCCUCCUUGCGUUUUUGCAGAACAGCGGAUUGCCUGAUCGAUAUCGGUACGACAAAUGCGAGUUUGAAGCACUGGAAGACCACAUCAAGGAAAUCCUCGAUUCUGGCAUUGCUCCAGCGGACCAAACUGCUGACCGGAUUCUCGCGGAGUGCUUCGAUUUGUACCAAGACGCCAAGGCAACGGUGUCUGCCAAUUUGCCGGCCAACUACAUGCCUCGAAAUGCCCAGCAAGCAGGCCAAAGAUCCGGAGUUCCGGUCCAGGCGAGCCUGAAUCCCGCCAUGUCGAAGCAACUCGCUCCGCCAUUUCCUGGAAGAGACGAUGUUGACACUUCACCCGGUGAAAAAUAA
Molecule: messenger RNA, 876 nt
Organism: Trichoderma aggressivum f. europaeum
Lineage: Eukaryota; Fungi; Ascomycota; Sordariomycetes; Hypocreales; Hypocreaceae
Exons: 1
Coding region: 1-876 (291 amino acids)
Source: RefSeq, a predicted model, not a curated record